AAAAUUUCCCUUUUCAACAUAUUCUUUGCUGAUCAUUUCAUCUCCAAGAAACCAGAAAAGAAAAAAGAAAAAAAAAUCUAGAAUUUCAAGAAAAUUAUGUAUACUUACAUAUAUAUAUAUAGUAAGAUGCCAUUAGUAAGUAGCUAAGGUAGCUGGAAUUUGCGGGUUUUGAGAGAGAUGAGUAGUUCAAGUGUUCCGAGCAGCAGCUCUGGGGCCGCCGGAGGUGGAGGAAGCAGCGGUGGAGGUGGUGGCGGGCCAUGCGGGGCAUGCAAGUUCUUGAGGAGGAAGUGUGUGGCGGGGUGCAUAUUCGCGCCGUACUUCGACUCAGAGCAGGGCGCCGCCCACUUCGCGGCGGUGCACAAGGUGUUUGGGGCAAGUAACGUGUCGAAGCUCCUCCUACAUGUUCCGGUGGAGAAGCGGCUCGACGCGGUGGUCACAAUUUGUUAUGAGGCUCAGGCCCGCCUCAGGGACCCCGUCUACGGCUGUGUUGCCCAUAUCUUUGCCCUACAACAACAGGUGGUGAAUCUGCAGGCGGAGCUCUCCUACUUACAAGCCCAUCUCGCCACCCUUGAACUUCCAACUCCGCCACCAGCGCCGCCGCCUCCGCUCCUCCCACCGGCCUUAUCCAUAUCAGACUCGGCAACUUCUUCAUCAGCAUUUCCAGCAACAUAUGAUCUGUCGUCCCUGAUUGAUCCAAUCCUGCACCCUUCAUGGAUCCUGAACCAGCGCCAGGACAUCGACCCACGUAGCUUUUCAACCACCACAGCCGCCAGAGCGCCGCCGGACAUACCUUCAUCCGCCGCCUCCAGCGGCGGCGAUCUUCAAGAACUUGCUCGUGAGCUCCUCAACAGACAUGCACCUCCAGUUGUUCCAUGCAGAAAUCAAGCUUCGACUUUGCCACCCCAUUCCAGAUAAAUUUUUAAAAUUAAAAGUAAAAAGAAAAAAAACAUUGACCUGAUGAGAAACUGAUUAACUUGUUAACUUUGCCUUAAUACUCAAGAAAAUUAAUUAACAUUCAUUUUUUUAACUUUUUUUCUUUUUAAUAAUUUGUUACUGCACAAUAGUUUUGGAUUUAAUAUCUACUGCAGACCAUUCGAUGCGAUUGAUAAUCCAUCAUAUGAGGUUUUGUCCGAUUUGAGUAUCAAAGCCUCGUUAGGAAGAAGAGACACUAAAACUUAUAAUUCACUAUAUAGACUUUAAAUGAAGGGUUUGAGAUAGACAUAUAACCUCUUUCCCACAUACAGCACCCAUGAUAUAUACGACACGGAUGACAGAGAGCUUUACAAUUCGUUUUUGAAAAGACAGUUUGGUAUG
Messenger RNA from Sesamum indicum (sesame), 1314 nucleotides. Its product is annotated as LOB domain-containing protein 30. The record is from RefSeq and is a predicted model, not a curated record. Gene Ontology annotation, cellular component: nucleus. Gene Ontology annotation, biological process: positive regulation of DNA-templated transcription; hormone-mediated signaling pathway. Lineage: Eukaryota; Viridiplantae; Streptophyta; Magnoliopsida; Lamiales; Pedaliaceae.